Molecule: messenger RNA, 3114 nt
Organism: Ylistrum balloti
Lineage: Eukaryota; Metazoa; Mollusca; Bivalvia; Pectinida; Pectinidae
Product: atrial natriuretic peptide receptor 1-like
Exons: 22
Coding region: 1-3114 (1037 amino acids)
Biological process (GO): intracellular signal transduction; receptor guanylyl cyclase signaling pathway; protein phosphorylation
Cellular component (GO): membrane
Molecular function (GO): ATP binding; natriuretic peptide receptor activity; protein kinase activity
Source: RefSeq, a predicted model, not a curated record
AUGGGAUCGACUUUUUAUAUUCUACUGAAUAUAUAUUUACAAAUAUCUGUUUCAUAUUCCUCAGUCACUGAAGUCAAAGUUGGAGUUCUUUUGAUGACAAGUGCUCCGGAACCUUUCGAUUUGAGACGCAUUGGGCCGGCACUUGAUAUAGCAUUUGAGCAAUCAGAGGCUCGCUAUGGUAUAAAGUAUAAUGUUUUUGUACACAACUACACAGAGGGGACCUGUCCACGCCAGACAACCAUCGGACACUACGCAGAACUGGCCUAUCAACAAAAUAUACAGGCGGUCAUAGGACCAGCAUGUUCCCAGUCCUUGGACGCUGUCGGAAGACUAGCCCAGUACCUAAAGAUGCCAAUCAUAAGCGGAGUUGGAGAUCUGAUAAUCCGCACCGGACCUGAAAUGUAUACCACGCUGACUAGAACAUGCUAUAACCUUGGAAAAUUUUCAACUUCCAUUAUGGGUUUGAUGCGGGAGUACAGUUGGCAACACAUUGCCGUCAUAUACGACGUCGAUUACAUCUUCUUCGAGCUUGCAGGCGGCAACCUGGUUCGAGAUUUCCAUAAUGAUGCUUCCUUCCCACGUCCACUUGACCUUCAGUUUCAGGCCUCAAAGCUUGCUGACCCAGGUUCACUUUUGAUCGAAGCCAGCAAGGAAGCAAGGUUCUUGGUGAUUUUCUGUGACGCAGAACUUCUGAGAACAUUCAUGUACCGUGCCUUCCAGUUAGGGAUGGCCAGUGGAGGAUACGUGUUUCUUACCAUGGAACUAUUUCCUAGCGACUGGCUUGGGUACUACACUGAAUUCAUACGCGGUGACUACAUGGACGAAGGAGUGACCAAGGCUUACGAAUCUGUUCUGAUAUUGACACUUAGUCAGCCUAACACUACUGAAUACAACGCCUUUGCGGACGAAGUCAAAAUGAGGGCACUGCGCGAUUAUAACUAUGAUUUCGGAGAACAAACAGUGAAUUAUUUUGUAACAGCCUUCUAUGAAGGUGUGCUGUAUUUAUCCGAAGCCUUUAACAGGACCUUGGCUGAUGGACAGAAUAUAACUGACGGUUUAGCAGUUGCUCAAAAACUCUGGAAUAACACGUAUCCAGGUAUAUCCGGUACGGUGGCUAUUGAUGAGGUCGGUGAUAGAAGAGCGGACUUUGAUUUUCUCGAUAUGACAAAUCCAAGCACAAGGACAUUUCGGUCUGUGGGAACUUUCAUAGGAUCGAGUCUGCUGUAUGUCCCAGUACCUGGGGUGAAUAUCCACUGGCCUAAUGGACUGCCUCUUGAUGAACCUGCCUGUGGCUAUGUAGGGGAGAAGUGUAUUCCUAAAGACAACAACUCAACGCUUAUCCUCGCUGUCUCUUUUAUAUGCAUCAUCCUCGUUGCGGCGGUCAUUACUUUUUUCGUCUACAGAAAACUAAAGUUUGACUCUGAGAUAGGUAAAAAGACGUGGCUCAUACCAUGGGAUGAUGUAAAGAUAUCGAAAAAUGACCAAGGGGGUUCAGUCCUGUCAAAGUCUAGGAUAUCCAUGUUGGCAGCCGAUGGAAAAAUCGACGAUAUUGCCCAACAACAACUCUUUACUGCAGUGGGGCACUGUAAGGGAAAUAUCGUGGCCAUUAGAAACCUUAAAUGUUACAGCAUUGACCUUACUCGUAGCGUUCUAAUGGAGUUUCAUCAGCUUCAAAGUCUGCAUCAUCAGAACUUAGCUAGAUUCACCGGAGCGUGUAUAGAGCCAAGAAAGUGUGCAAUUUUAAUGGAGUACUGUCCACGAGGUAGUCUACAGGACAUUAUUGAGAACGAUGACAUCAACCUUGACUGGACGUUCCGAUAUUCCCUGAUAUGGGACAUCAUUAGGGGUAUGCAGUAUAUUCAGAACAGCGCUCUGAAGUACCACGGACGAUUAAGCAGUACAAACUGUGUGAUAGAUAGUCGAUUCAUGCUAAAACUGACUGACUUCGGUAUACCGACAGUUUUCCACAUAGAACGAUUGGCAGCUAUUAAAGCAAAUGAGACGAAUCAAAAUAAGUUGCUAUGGACAGCCCCCGAGAUACUCCGAUCACACGAUCGGAUUCUACAGAGUCCAUUAAUCUAUCAGAAAGGUGACACCUACAGUUUCGGAAUCAUUCUACAGGAAAUAGUAAUACGGGGCUGCCCAUUUGAUGAGAUGGACUAUUCAACAGAUGAAAUAAUUAAAAAGGUGCAAUCACAUCCUGACAAAAACGUUCCUUUCCGUCCGAUCGUCCCUGUGACGUCAUGCAGCAAAGAGCUCCAUUUCCUCAUGCAGACAUGUUGGUCGGAGGAAUCGGAAGACAGACCUAACUUUGAUACUGUUGCAUCCUCCUUCAAGAAAAUUAAUUCGGGAACAAAAGGCAACAUUAUGGAUAAUUUGAUGAAGAGAAUGGAACAGUACGCCAAUAACCUGGAGAGUCUGGUACAGGAACGGACCAAUGCCUACCUAGAGGAGAAGAAAAAGGCAGUGGAACUUCUUCAUAGGCUAUUACCACCAUCGGUGGCUGACCAAUUGGAAGCUGGCAAUCAAGUACUACCAGAGACCUACAAGUGUGUGACGAUAUACUUCAGCGAUAUUGUAGGGUUUACAACCAUCUCUGCCAUGAGCACUCCACUGGAGGUUAUAGCGUUACUUAAUGAGCUGUACACAGCAUUCGAUACCAUAAUCGACAAGUUCGACGUCUACAAGGUAGAGACGAUUGGAGAUGCAUACAUGGUAGUUUCAGGUCUGCCUAGAAGAAACGGAGACAAGCACGCGGAACAGAUCGCCAGUAUGGCGUGCGAGAUCCGCCAAGCUGUUCUUGGGUUCAAAAUUAGACAUCUCCCUGAAGAAACCUUAAAAAUUCGGAUUGGAUUACAUUCAGGUACAGUGGUGGCCGGAGUAGUUGGCCUGACCAUGCCUCGAUACUGCUUAUUUGGAGAUACGGUGAACACAGCGUCACGGAUGGAAUCCACGUCAGAAGCAUUGCGGAUCCAUAUCUCUAAUCCCACCAAGGUGAUCCUCGAUAAAUUCAACAAGUUCUGGAUCGAAGACCGGGGAGAAAUCAACGUCAAGGGAAAGGGGAUGAUGAACACUUAUUGGCUGAACGAACCGCUGGAAACUUUACUGGAUUAG